Molecule: messenger RNA, 2380 nt
Organism: Balaenoptera ricei (Rice's whale)
Lineage: Eukaryota; Metazoa; Chordata; Mammalia; Artiodactyla; Balaenopteridae
Gene: ST6GAL1
Product: ST6 beta-galactoside alpha-2,6-sialyltransferase 1
Exons: 10
Coding region: 1080-2282 (400 amino acids)
Molecular function (GO): sialyltransferase activity
Source: RefSeq, a predicted model, not a curated record
ACCUCCGGAGGGCUGGGCCGGUUUGGGGCGCGGUGUGGCGAGGGGACCCACCCCGUUUUCCCGACUAUUUGCAUAACGGAGACGGCUAGUUUCCCCCGCCCCUUCGCCGCACUCUUCUUCCCUCCUUCCCGCGUCCGCGCCACCCCUCAUCCCGUGUCCCCCCUGCUCCUCCCCAAAGACCCUCCUUCAGGGACUCUUGCAUUGGGGCUCCCAGCGCCCGGGCUCUCUGGCCGCCGCCGGGCGAGGAGUCCGGAGGCAUCCGGGGGAGGGGAGUCCCGCGCAGGGCCGGGCUGGGGAAGACGCCUGGGGCACUGCCCCGCGCUAACAAAGGGAACCCGCUGCCUGCCGGCUGGGGGCGUGGACCUGGCGGAGCUGCCGCAGCUUCGGCGGCCGAGAGCGCAGCGAGGCCUCGCGACCCCAUCACCUGAUCUUGUGCAUGGCAUUUGCUUCUCACAUUGUGCCCACUACCUUUCCUUCAAGGGAACUGGGUCUACCACCAGUUCCCUUAUUUAUGGGCAGAGUAGAGUGAAUUGGGUAGAGAUCUGCAAAGAGCAUCUUAGAGAGAAGCAGUGAAGUCCUGCACCGCAGCUGAAAUGAACUGGCCCACUUGAACCUGCCCAAGUCCUGGGGCAAGGCCUCUGUCCCAGCGCUGAGUGUUUUGGCCAUGAGGCAUGCGGGAUCUCAGCUUCCUGACCAGGGAUUGAACCUGCACCCCCCUGCAUUGGAAGGCGAAGUUCUGUCUGACCACAGGAUCGCCAGGGAAGUCCCUUAACCGUAGAUUUUUCACCAUUAUAAAUCAUUUUGAAACUGAAAGCUAUUUUUCUUUUUGCACAUGCAUAUUGCUUUAUAAAACUCAUUCUUUACUUCAUGAAUCUUCUUCCAUUUCUCACCACAGCCGUGUAAGAUGCUUUUUCAUCAUCCUGAGAAAAAUGAGCCUUGGCCUCCAGACCCAAUAAAGCAAACAUUCCUCCCAUGGGGAAUAGUGCUGGUUCCUGAGGACCUGGAGGGCCUGCAGCCCCAGGGGGAUUAGCCAGAAGCAGGCCUGUUUUCCUGCUCAGGACAGCGUGGCUUCCUUGAACAUGUCUUUCAUUAUGAUUCACACUAACUUGAAGAAAAAAUUCAGCUGCUGUGUGCUGGUCUUUCUCCUGUUUGCAAUCAUCUGUGUAUGGAAGGAAAAGAAGAAAGGGAGUUACUAUGAGUCCCUUAAACUGCAAACCAAGGAAUUCCAGGUGUUGAGGUCUGGUUCCCAAUCUGUGUCUUCAAGUGGCACCCACAGCCCCCAGAGCGGCAGCCGGGCCCUCAGUGGUCCCAAGGCCAAGCCGGAGGCUACCUUCCAGGUGUGGAACAAGGACAGCUCCACCAAAAACCUUACCCCCAGGCUGCAGAAGAUCUGGAAGAAUUAUCUGAGCAUGAACAAGUACAAAGUGUCCUACAAGGGGCCAGGGCCUGGUGUUAAGUGUGGUGCAGAGGCCCUGCUUUGCCGCCUUCGGGACCACGUGAACGCUUCAAUGGUAGAGGCCACAGAUUUUCCCUUCAACACCUCUGAAUGGGAGGGUUACCUGCCUCAGGAGAACAUUAGGACCAAGGCUGGGCCGUGGGGCAGGUGUGCUGUCGUCUCAUCAGCGGGAUCUCUGAAGUCCUCCCAACUGGGUCAAGAAAUAGAUGAUCACGAUGCAGUCCUGAGGUUUAAUGGGGCACCCACAGCCAACUUCCAACAAGAUGUGGGCACGAAAACCACCAUUCGCCUGAUGAACUCUCAGUUGGUCACCACAGAAGGGCGCUUCCUCAAAGACAGUUUGUACAAUGAAGGAAUCCUAAUUGUAUGGGACCCGUCUGUUUACCAUUCAGAUAUCCCAAAGUGGUACAAGAAUCCCGACUACAGUUUCUUCGAUAACUUCAAGAGUUAUCGUAAGCUGCAUCCUGAUCAGCCCUUUUACAUCCUCAAGCCCCAGAUGCCUUGGGAGCUGUGGGACAUCAUUCAAGAAAUCUCCCCGGAGCAGAUUCAGCCAAACCCCCCCUCUUCUGGGAUGCUUGGCAUCGUCAUCAUGAUGACACUGUGUGACCAGGUGGAUAUUUACGAGUUUCUCCCAUCCAAGCGCAAGACUGACGUGUGCUACUACUACCAGAAGUUCUUCGACAGCGCCUGCACGAUGGGCGCCUACCACCCACUCCUCUUUGAGAAGAACAUGGUGAAGCACCUCAACCGGGGCACGGACGACGACAUUUACCUGCUUGGAAAAGCCACGCUGCCUGGCUUCCGGAGCAUUCGCUGCGGAGCGUAAGCUGCCUGGCCAGGCCCCCUCACCCUUCUCCAUUGGGCAUUUUACAGCUGGUCUCCUGGCCACCCUGGGCCCAGGAAGGCUGUUCCUGAAUGAUCACU